AUGGCGGAUCGCGGGAGCUACGGGCAGCACGGCCAGUACGGCUACGGCAGCAGGCAGCAAGGCCAGUACGGCGGGCAGUACGGCAGCGGGCGCCCGAUCACCGACCAGGUGAAGGGGAUGCUCCCGGAGAAGGGCCCCUCGGCGUCGCAGGCGCUGACGGUGGCGACGCUGUUCCCGCUGGGCGGCUUCCUGCUGGUGCUGUCCGGGCUGCUGCUGGCGGGCACCGUGGUGGGGCUCGCACUCGCCACCCCGGUGUUCCUGCUCUUCAGCCCCGUCCUGGUCCCGGCGGCGCUCACCAUCGGGCUGGCCGUGACCGGGUUCCUCACCUCGGGCGCGCUCGGGCUGGGCGGCCUCUCGUCGCUCACGGUGCUCGCCAACACGGCGCGCCAGGCGUUCCAGAAGACGCCAGACUACGUGGAGGAGGCGAGGCGCAGGAUGGCCGAGGCCGCGGCGGCCGCGGGGCAGAAGACGGAGCAGGCGGGGCAGGCCAUCCAGAGCCGCGCGCAGGAGGCCGGCGCCGGAACGGGCGGCCACACCGGCGGAGGCGGCGCUCACACCGGCACCCACACUGGCGCAGGCGGCGCUCACACCGGCACCCACACCGGCGCAGGCGCCAAGGGGUCGUCUUAA
Molecule: messenger RNA, 630 nt
Organism: Lolium rigidum
Lineage: Eukaryota; Viridiplantae; Streptophyta; Magnoliopsida; Poales; Poaceae
Product: oleosin 18 kDa-like
Exons: 1
Coding region: 1-630 (209 amino acids)
Biological process (GO): lipid storage; seed oilbody biogenesis; response to freezing
Cellular component (GO): membrane; monolayer-surrounded lipid storage body
Source: RefSeq, a predicted model, not a curated record